Molecule: messenger RNA, 1938 nt
Organism: Hibiscus syriacus
Lineage: Eukaryota; Viridiplantae; Streptophyta; Magnoliopsida; Malvales; Malvaceae
Exons: 2
Coding region: 1-1938 (645 amino acids)
Biological process (GO): cell surface receptor signaling pathway
Molecular function (GO): protein binding
Source: RefSeq, a predicted model, not a curated record
AUGUUGGGUUGGGAGGCACAAAUCCAGAUUCAAGAACUCUCGGACUUAAUAUCCUUAGGGGAGAAGGUUUGCUCCGCCGUUAACAAGGCCAAGUCCUUCAAAGGAGAAUGCAGCGAGGUAGUGAAGAUGGUGAAUCAAUUGUCUCAAAUGAUGAAGACUCUUCUUUGCUGCAUCCGUUCAGCUCGAGCUCCACUUUACUUGCACCCACUUCGUUGCAUACUGGCCAAGGUCAAGCGUCACUUUGAGCUCGCUCUCGCCGUCGUUCACAAAUGCAAGCGGCGGAACUUGUUCUGGCGGCUCUUCGGCAGUGGAACCCAAUUCAGGGAGCUCCGCAAUCGUUUAUAUGCUUCUAUUGAGGAUAUGAAAUGGUUGCUUUCCAUAUACGUCGGAGGCCGCCGUGAAUCGCCGUGCAAGGAGUCGCCGAGGUAUCGGGUUUGGUCUUGCAUUGCCGCCGUCAAAAUGGAGCGUGAAUUAGAAGAUCGAAUAAAGGCGGUGGAUUCUCUGGCGUUUCUUGCUCGAGAAAAGACGAGUAUAAGAACAUUAUUUAUGAAGAAGAUCAAGGUUGCCAACACACUUUGCCUUCUAGCUAACGAGAAGGGAAAGGAAGCUGUAAUCAUGAAGGAAAUGGUCUCAACGAUCUUAAACCGGUUAUCGAGAACAUCUCAGAUUUGGGAUCGAAUCGAAGCAGCCGAUUUGGUAGCCAGCAUUGCAGAACAUUAUCCGGAAAUGAAGGAAUAUCAUUUAAUCAGGGAGAACGUAAUAUGGAGACUGGUUUCAUUGCUGUCAUCUGCUAAUGAUCGUACGCCGAGUUCACUUAAGCUGCAGCUGAAACUCGGUUGUUCCAGGGCUUUGCUGAUCCUUGUUCGAGAGAGCGUUCGGAAUUGUUGGACGUUCGCCGAGACGAAAGGUAUGCUGUGCUUGGCUAAGUUGUUGGGAACGGAAAAGAAUGAAUUGCAGUACAAUUGCCUAAUGAUUAUAAGGGAAAUCACGGCCAUUGCUGAAUCAGAUGAUGAUUUCAGACAUUCCACUUUCAAGAGCUCUUCUCCGGCUUCGAAUGUGAUUGUUGAUGAGCUAUUGAGGGUAAUCGAAGAAUACGACAUCACUAAACUGAGAAUCCCGGCGAUCGAAUCCGUCGGUUCAUUGGCGAGGUCUUUUUCAGUGAAAGAGAGCAGAGUAAUUAGUCCGUUGGUGGUACUACUAGGCGAUACAGAUCGAGAAAUUGCGAUCAAAGCUUCCAUCGCCUUGCAGAAGUUUGUUACCUCAACCAAUCACCUUUGUUGCGAGCAUUCGAAGUCGAUAAUCGAAUUCAACGGCGUACCAUUGUUAAUGAAGCUAAUACUUGAUGACGGAGAUAAAGAGUUACAGUCGCACGGAUUAACUCUCCUUUGCCGCAUUGCCAUUGCCAUAGGCAACGACGGCGAAAGCGAUGUUCUGAUCAAUGCCGGAGCAUUAAACGCUCUUCGGACGACCGGUCGGGCAGUUGCCGAUGAAGAUUCCGAAUUAAAGGCAUUGGUUUCCGAAGCAAUAUCGAAACUACAAUCCAACAACACAGAGAAACACGAAGAAUCGGAUAAUUCACCAGGAAUUAAACAAUGUAUUGCAGAACAGAGUAAAGCGUUUUUCGAAUUUAUGCGACGUCAAUCGAAGAUAUUGUUACAGGGUCUUAUAUACUUGCCGGAGAUUGUGAAUCUCCUGCAAAGAUCAUGUAAGAAGGGUAUUUCAAGAGCAAAACGAUCAUUGAAGAAGAGGAGAAUUCGGAGGCUUAAGAAAUCAAAACGCGUGGAACUGAGUCCAACUCGAAGGCUGGUGAUGGAUUCAUGGAUGGAGGAGAUUGAGGGGAAACUUACGGUGACGAAGAAAAUUUUUAAAUCGAUGGAGAAGAAAGAGAUCCGAAGAAGAUUUGGAUUUAUCAUACAUAAAAUCAGAAACGAUUUCUAG